AUGCCGAACGUGGUGAACGCAACGCUCCUGGCGGAACUACAAAGGUACCGUGACGCCUAUGGGGGUCAAUUGCCCAAUGGUAAAGCCGCAGCAGGGGCGGGGGACAACCCCAUACCACCUGGGGUGGGUCAGAAUCCGCCACCACCGCCACCACUCCCGGCAGCGCCUGCAGUGGUGCACGCCCCAGGCCCCAACUAUUGGGACAUGCUGAGACAUAUGAAGAGUAUGCAGACGGAGUUUUUCAAUGGAAAGGCCGAUGCAAUUGUCGCGGAUAACUGGAGACGUCAACUUGAGAGGAACUUCGCUUCUGCAAGGUGCCCACCGGAGUUCCGUAGGGAUCUGGCUGCCCACUAUCUUAAGGACGACGUGCUAGUGUGUUGGGACGAAGUGGUCGAAAGGGCACACGGGAUACGACUGACCUGGGAUGACUUCCUGGAAGCAUUCAAUGGGAAGUAUUUUCCCUUGGAAGCUAUGGACGCAAUGGAAAGCAAGUUUCAGGACAUCCGUCAGGGGACAAGGAACGUGAGAGACUACGGAGAUGAGUUCAACCGACUUCGGAGAUUUGCGGGCCACUACCUGAGUGAUCAUGACUUAAUCCACCGGUUCCUCAAAGGAAUGAGGGUAGAACUGAGGAACAGCUGCAACGUGCGGGACUACCGUGAUGUCCAUGAACUGAUCAAGAAAGCCGCAGAACAAGAAUCACGGCUCGAGGAGGAGCGGAGGCAGAACAAGACCUCCCAGAACCGGGGUGCCAAACGGCCCCGAGAUGCACUGCCCACGGCCGAGCCUGCCCCGGCAAGGCCCCCAUGCGAAAGGUGUGGACGGUACCAUGUAGGGGAGUGCAGGGCGGGAGCAUGCUACAACUGCGGCGAACGUGGCCAUAUGGCGAGGGAAUGCCCGAAGGAGAAACGAGGCCAUCGCAGACGCUGUUACCACUGCGGUCAGGUGGGACAUCUGUCAUGGGAUUGCCCAACACUACAAGGAGAGAAUGCGGUAGGGGCGCAACCCCAACAGCAGAGAGGACAAGCCGCAAGGCCAAGAGCGUACGCCGUCGAGGGUCGCGAAGGAGCCGAACCAAUCGCGGGGUCUGUCGCGGUUGGGGGAGUGAUGGCAUUCACUCUCUUCGACAUUGGGGCAACUCACAGUUUUGUAAGCCCUAAACUUACACGUGAGUGGAACUUUAAGGGGAACUUCAACACCAUGGUGACGGGAGUUGAGACUGCAAGGACAGAGAAAAAGGCCACGAGGGGAAGAUAUGAGGAGGUACCAGUGAUCCUCGCAGGAGUGAACUUACCCGGAGACUUGCUGGAACUAGAACUGGGGCGUUACGAGGUGAUAUUGGGAAUGGAUUGGCUAGCACAGCACGGAGCUGUAGUCCAGUGUACCAAGGCGUGCGUUAGGAUUCCGCUUGAUGGGAGGCAAAUCGUGUACAGAGGAAUGAGAACUAAGACCGGGAUAUUCGUGGUAUCGAUGGCCCAUGCCGAAGAAGCAAUCCGGAAAGGAGGAGAAGCCUUCCUAGCCACUAUAGAAAUGGUGGGGGAGACCGAAGCGCCAGAUCUGAGAAGUAUUCCUGUAGCGACAGAGUAUGCAGAUGUGUUCGAACCACUACGCGGUCCCCCACCUCAUCGGAAUAAUGCCUUUACGAUUGAGCUAGAACCCGGAACCGCCCCGGUCUCCAGGGCCCCCUACCGAUUGGCACCGGCAGAGAUGGCCGAACUUAAGAAAUAA
This is a messenger RNA of Brassica napus (rape), 1728 nucleotides long. RefSeq lists its product as uncharacterized. Bases 1 to 1728 code for a protein of 575 amino acids. Lineage: Eukaryota; Viridiplantae; Streptophyta; Magnoliopsida; Brassicales; Brassicaceae. The transcript has 2 exons. Gene Ontology annotation, molecular function: nucleic acid binding; zinc ion binding. The record is from RefSeq and is a predicted model, not a curated record.